Molecule: messenger RNA, 2591 nt
Organism: Ictalurus punctatus (channel catfish)
Lineage: Eukaryota; Metazoa; Chordata; Actinopteri; Siluriformes; Ictaluridae
Gene: rec114
Product: REC114 meiotic recombination protein
Exons: 8
Coding region: 255-941 (228 amino acids)
Source: RefSeq, a predicted model, not a curated record
UAUCAUAUGGAAGCAACCGCCAUUUCGAGCACUGUUUGGUGUUUGAAAGGUUACGUGUCAAACCGCAUACUACCACACUAGUUAGUGUUUCUAAAUAGAGCACCACCAAAGAGUACGCUCAUGUGUACAGUGCACUUCGUAGUGUUGCAGUACUCGGAUUAGGACGCAGUCAAUGUUUCAAGCUUUUUCCCUAUUCAAUUUGUCAAUUCUUUCAGAAGUUCAAAUAUGUCUGAAGAAAAUACAACUCAGGCUCUAUGGAAGUUAAAACGUUAUGGACGUUUUCUGCCAAAAGCCAAAAAUGUCGGGGAAAACUCUUCAUGGAAGAAUCUGAACUCCGUCACGUCCGCAACAAGGAGGUGUACGAGUCCAGUGAAAGCAAAGGCACGUUGGAGCUGACGAUACUGGAAUCUGGUCAUCUGCUCAUCUCACAGGCUCAGGAACUACUGGAAGGCUUCUCUCUUCUGAACGCUCCGAGCUUUCUGAAGAUCCAGCAGAAAUCAGACAGCCUGCUUUUCUACUUCACACUGAAGGAAGAGAGUCGUAUGAUACGACUGCAGUUUGAGGGCAGCAGCAGGUCUGAAGCUGUAGAUUUAUGCAGGAAGGCAGUCGAGAAACUGAAUGAAUAUCUGCCUGUAGGCACCCAGGAGCAGCCUGGCCCUUCAUCUGCAGUUCACACCAGUGGAAUCUCUAACCAGCAACAGCAGACUCCUGUAGCGACACCGCAGGUGAUCCAUGACGUUAUCCCGGAAUCUCUGUCCAUCAAGCAGCUUUCUCAGUACUUCCUGGGUGAGAGUGGAUUGUCCCUGCCUUUGGCAUAUCAUCAUUUGUCUCUGCCUCCUGGUGAUAUGGAGGGACUCUUGCGCCUGUGUUUGCUGGACUCUGGCUUCCCUGGUUUUGUAGAAGAUGUGGAGAACAAGCUAAAAGCCUUGAGCCAAGAAUAAGGGUCGCAUGAGAGCCUGGGGCCUAUCCCAGGGAACUCGGGGCACGAAGCGGGGGGACCGAGGUUUGGGGACCGCCCCAUCGCAGGGCACAAUCGCACACACACACCCUUUCACAGACUACGGAAAUGCCAAUCAACCUACAAUGCAUGUCUUUGGGCUGAGGGAGGAACCCGAAGUACCCGGAGGAAACCCCCGAAGCACAGGGAAGCUUUGCGAGCUUUGUGUACACAGGGCGGAGAUGCGAGGUAAACGUGCUGCUAUCCACUAAGCCACCCCCAAUGAAUAUUUUAUCUGUAAUACUUCAAUUUACAGACAACGGUUCCAGUGGUAGGCCAACAUGCAUGACUGAUUUUUUUUAAUCCUGAGAUAUGGAAAAGAACUGGCCAAUUGCAUGUUCUUAAUUAAACAAUUAAAACCCUAUGUGCUUCAAUUCCGUCUUUCCUUCUUUCUCUUUGCCAGCUCAUGAACCAUUUCGAGCUGAUGUGCUGAGUCAUCAGCUUCUCAGUAGGUGCUUAGUUAUGCAUUAGAUACUCCUGAUGCUUAAAAUCUGUUGAGUCUGCCAUUCUGGCCAUCGACCACAAGUCUCUUCUUAAACACUGCUCCACCAUGGACAGGUAACUGCCGCAGCUUUAUUAUUUUUUUUCGCUAAUCCUUAAAAUUACGGUAAUUCUUUCUAUGCAAUUAAGCAGGAUCAGGAAGAGACCCGGAGCGAGUGUUUAUUGCCGUGAACAUGGAGGACGGCCCAGGCGUGGCCUGGGACACGGACGACAUCACUGCUCUCUAAUUAUGGUGCACACGUGCCAUCUGAGGAUUGUGUGGCUGCGUGGGGGUUGGAGUAGGAGCUUAGUUGGGCAUUAUCCUCACACACUUCUCCCUUGACGGGGAGUAAAUCGCCUCCUCUCUAAACAGAUAGGACUUUCACUGCUAUUCAAUGUCAUUCUGGCCUGCUUCCAAACCGUGACCCCUAACGAAAGUGUGCCUUUACUCUUGUGAUCACUGAUAGAAAGAGAUAGGUUAACAGAACAGAUACAAUGCAUGUUAUUUGUAGCGAAACCUCAUCUGCAUCCUUUUUUUUUGGCCCAAAAGAAAAAGGAUGUGUAACCUAUACGAAAAGGAAGCGAGUGAACACACUUGCCAACUGCAUUCAUGAAAUUAUAAUGAAUAGAGAAUCAGCAACACUUUUAGAACCAGCCACAUGGAUGAAUUUCAGAAUAUUAUGUGAAAACAGGUUUCUAAUUAGUUUUGCAGUUUAACUCGUAUAAUUAAGAGGAAGGGAAAAAAAAUAAUAACCACUCUAGAUUACGCUCGCACAAAACCUCAAUAGAUCUACGGACUAUGGUGCGCAGCAAAUCAAAUUACGCUGGAAUGUAUUUAAGAAUUGUCUCACUGUCGGCCCAAAAUGCACGUAGGAGCAGAUUAUCAUUGUGAACAAUAAACUCUUGCCAUUAGAAGCGGCUGGGACUGGAUUCAGGCCUUAAUCCCACCCCAGCACACAAGCCUCCAUCUGUUCCCUCAGAGCUGAGAGCUGGAGAGAGAUGUGCCAAGGACAUGAGAGCCUGGGGGUGGAGCGCGAGAGAGAAAGGAGCACAGCUCACCUUCCUGCUUUCCGAUCUCAACUGGUUUUUGGCCACGAUGAUGGCCUCACCCUUA